Artibeus jamaicensis (Jamaican fruit-eating bat) is the source of this 2220-nucleotide messenger RNA. RefSeq names its product selenocysteine lyase (gene SCLY). The record is from RefSeq and is a predicted model, not a curated record. The transcript is spliced from 12 exons. The coding region runs from base 214 to 1494 and encodes 426 amino acids. NCBI's taxonomy places the organism in Eukaryota, Metazoa, Chordata, Mammalia, Chiroptera, Phyllostomidae.
ACGGAGGCAGAACCCGCAGGCCUUGCUGAUGCUGUGGUGCUGGGAAAGCAGGAUUAACAAGGAUGCCUCUGGUCUGAGCACCCGAGGAAAGCGGGGGCGCAGACCGGGCGGCACUUCCGGUCCCCCCGGCCUCCCGCGGGGGGCGGGCCAGGGGUGCAAGGGAGGAGUUGUCUGGUCGGUGAGGCUGCACCUCCCACUCCAGGAAGGUGUUAAAUGCAUUUUUUCCGCAGUGUCUACAUGGACUACAACGCCACCACGCCGCUGGAGCCCGCCGUCAUCCAGGCGGUGACCCAGGCCCUGCAGGACGCCUGGGGCAACCCCAGCAGCCCGUACCCUGCAGGUAGGAAGGCCAAGGACAUUAUCGGCGCAGCCCGGGAGAGCCUCGCAAAGAUGAUCGGUGGGAGCUCGCGGGACAUCGUCUUCACCUCCGGCGGCACCGAGUCGAAUAACUUGGUGAUCCGCUCUGUGGUGACCCACUUCCACAAAACCCACACCGCUGAGGGCGACCCGGCCCCGCGUCACAGCCCAGCGGAGGGCGCCGUGCCUCACAUCGUCACCUGCACCGUGGAGCACGACUCCAUCCGCCUGCCCCUGGAGCGCCUGGUGGAGGAGCAAGUGGCCGAGGUCACCUUCGUCCCGGUGUCCCCGGUGAGCGGGCAGGCAGAGGCGGACGACAUCCUGGCCGCUGUCCGCCCGGCCACCUGCCUGGUGACCGUCAUGCUGGCCAACAACGAGACUGGCGUCAUCAUGCCCGUCCCCGAGAUCAGCCGGCGAGUCAGGGCCCUGAACCGGGAGCGGGCGGCCUCCGGGCGGCCUGUCAUCCUGCUGCACACAGACGCCGCGCAGGCCCUGGGCAAGAGGCGCGUGGACGUGGAGGACCUGGGCGUGGACCUGCUGACCAUCGUGGGGCACAAGUUCUACGGUCCCAGGAUCGGAGCACUUUACGUCCGAGGGCUCGGCGAGCACACCCCACUGUGUCCCAUGCUGUUUGGAGGUGGACAGGAACGGAACUUCAGGCCGGGGACGGAGAACACCCCGAUGAUCGCCGGCCUGGGCAAGGCUGCUGAGCUGGUGACUGAGAACUGCGAGGCUUACGAGGCCCACAUGAGGGACGUGCGGGACUACCUGGAGGAGAGGCUGGUGGCUGAAUUUGGGGAGAAGAAAAUCCACCUGAACUGCCAGUUUCCUGGGGUGGAACGACUCCCCAACACGUGUAACUUCUCCUUCCGGGGACCCCAGCUGCAAGGCCGGGCGGUGCUGGCGCAGUGCAGGGUGCUGCAGGCCAGCGUGGGGGCCGCGUGCCACUCGGACCACGGGGACCGGCCAUCCCCGGUGCUGCUGCGCUGCGGUGUCCCCGUCGACGUGGCCCGGAACGCACUGCGGCUCAGCGUGGGCCGCAGCACCACGCGGGCCCAGGUGGACCUGGUGGUGCGGGACCUGCAGCAGGCCGUGGCCCGGCUGGAGGGCCGGGGCGGCACGCCUUCCGGGGUCUGAGCGGGGCACUGGGCUCCCGGGUCCCCCUGCAGGGCCGUCACUGUCCCCACUGCCCUGCGGCACGGUCCUGGAGGCAGCGCCUGGGCUGUGGCCACGCUCCGCUCCAGGAGGCGAGGCUGUCUCCAGCGGCCCUCACGGAGGGCAGCCUUUCCCCCGGAAGGUAACAUCCCAGAAUUUAUAACUGAUUGCCCGUCGCCCACAUGAAAGUAGGAGGCCUGGCAUUUGCUGUGAUCUGGGCCUCCCCUCCUGAGGGCCUGCCCUGCCCCGGGGGCCUCACCAGGCCCUGUUCAGACACCCCAGCCACUCUGCUCCGUGUGCCCCACUCCCUGGCCCCUUUGUCACUCAGGGCCUUGGCUGUCAGCCUGUCCGCACCCGCACCUGCACCCGCACCUGCACCCGCACCAGAUUCACCGGACCCUUCGUCUGCCUCUUGCCUUUGGAUCCCUGACCUGGGGCUUUGGCUCACAGCGCUGUGUCGUGGGACCACCAGGCUGCGGUGGGACCAGUUCACGCCUGACCCAGCUUCCAGGGGAUUGAAUCUGCAAGGCUCUGUCAUCUCUACGACACUGUGUGGCAUUCUAAUGCCACCAAAGGGCACGUCUCCUGGACGGGGCACACAGGAGUGACCUCUUCAUUAACACUUGUAAUGUGGUUUGAGGAGCGAAGAACCACGGGAUGACCGUGGGCCGCAGGGUCAGGGAUUAAAUGAACUAACAGAAGUUUCCA